CUUUCGCCAGGGUUGUAGCACUGAUAGGUGACAUGUCACAUGUCGCAAAGUUUGAGGUUAAGUCGCCCCAAAAUGAUCAAAUCGAGUCAAAAAAGCGAUCAGUGCGGAAUUUAGCGAAAUUUUCGCUGGUUCAGUGUAGUGGAUGUGACGUUGUGUCACACGACUCGUUUUUAAUUCAACCUCACGCGAUUUUGAUCAGUUUUCCCCAACUGGGCUCUAGAAUUCGCCUAAGGCAUUGCAGAGUUCUAGAAACAGUGUUGCCAACCGCCUCAGAACAAUUCCCGCAGAAGAUGCAAGCAAAAACCGCUGUAAUUAAUGAAAAUCGGCCACUUUUUGCCAAAUGAAUCGAAUUUCUGGAGUAGAUUUGGCAUUCGGUUCGUCAUGUUGGCCGACCUGUGUGUGCAACGCGGCUAAAUUUAACAUACCCAACUCUCACUGCUGGAAAAAGUGUUCGUGCAAGUGUACCCUCCAAAAUUCAUUGUUUUAUCACUGACACAGCCGACAGGUCUGUAAUUUGCUGUAUUAAACGUCGCCCCUCAUGUGGCUAUUUAUAAAAAAUCAGUGCACGCACUACAGAUUCCACCAUGUCCGUGGGCACAUAACGAGAUCAAAAACGAAAUUUUUGGAAAAAUUGAAGCGAGGCGCGUACUGGAAUGAUCCCGAAGAGCCAACAGCUGCAUUGAAGAAUAAAUUACCGUCAAGAUAUUCAAGAAAGUAAGAGUGAUUUGUGUGAAAUUGAAACUUGAAAUAACAGACAUGAACAAAUUAGUGUGUUGUGCGUUUGUGCUCAGCCUGGCCCUUAGUUGCAUCUGUGAUGAUACUCUAUCCCCACCUUGCAACAGCGAUAUCUACUGCUACGGCCCUUUACUUCACACAAUUCAAAUGGAACGCAUCUACGAGGACUCCAAAACCUUCGUCGACAUGAAGAUGCGCUUCGAACCAAACAUCACUCUGAUCAAAUUCAAUGAGUUCAUGGUGAUAAACAACAAUAAGCCGUCCAAAAACGCGACGCGAGCUUUCGUCAACGAGAACUUCGAGCCGGCGGGACAAGAGUUCGAAGAGUGGGAUCCCGAAGAUUGGGUCAAACAUCCGAAAUACAUUGACGGGAUUCAAGACGACGAGUUCAAGCAAUGGGCGCUUUCGCUGAAUCUGGUCUGGAAGGACUUGGGCCGGAAAAUGAAGAAGGAAGUCGAACUGAACCAAUCACUCUACAGUAUUAUUUGGGUCCCGCACCCCGUGAUAGUACCCGGAGGGCGCUUCCGCGAGUUCUACUACUGGGACUCCUACUGGAUCGUGCAAGGACUCCUCUUGUCGGAAAUGUACGGGACGGUCAAAGGAAUGCUCGAAAAUUUCCUCUACAUCGUCGACAAAUACGGACAUAUCCCCAACGGGGGACGCAUCUACUACAUGCAAAGAUCUCAGCCUCCGCUAAUGGUGCCAAUGAUCAAGCUGUAUGUUGACUUCACGAACGACACUCACUUCGUUAGGGACAACAUCGCAACAAUGGAGAAAGAGUUCGAGUACUGGAUCACCAAACACAACAAAACUGUGACCCUCGACGGCAAGAACUACACCCUCGCGACGUACGGCGACCGCUCGAAAGGGCCUCGCCCCGAGUCCUACUCCGAAGACGUCGAAGGCGCUGCCAUUUUCGACGACAACGACAAGAAGGAGAGUUUUUACGCCGAAUUGAAAGCAGCGGCCGAAUCCGGUUGGGAUUUUUCAAGCCGUUGGUUUAUUAAAAACGCGACUAAUAAAGGUAAUUUGACCAAUACCAAAAUCCGGUCUAUAGUCCCAGUUGACUUGAACGCAAUGAUCUACUGGAACGCGGUUCUCUUAUCUGAAUUUAAUACCCUCCUCGGCAAUUUGGCCAAAGUCCAGUAUUACAACAACAUUGCGAAAGAGUGGAUGGAGGCCGUGACUGCUGUUUUAUGGCACGAAGAAGUCGGUGCCUGGCUAGACUAUGACUUGUCAAAUUCAGUGAAACGCGAUUAUUUUUACCCGACUAAUAUUGCGCCACUGUGGACCGGGUGUUACAACCAAACGGACAAAGGGAAAAUCGUGCGUCUGGUCUUGAAGUAUUUGCAAAAUAAAAACAUUCUCUACCCUGGUGGUAUCCCCACCACGGUGGAACACACCGGCGAACAAUGGGACUACCCCAAUGCCUGGCCUCCCUUGCAACACAUCAUGAUUGUGGGCCUGAACAACACGGGAGAUGUUGUUGCACAAAGACUAGCCUUUGAAAUCGCCGAAAAGUGGGUGCGCUCCAACUACAAAGCGUUCAAAGAGACCGACGCCAUGUUUGAAAAGUACGACGCGACGGUGCCUGGGGGCCACGGCGGGGGCGGCGAGUACGAGACGCAGCUAGGGUUCGGUUGGACGAACGGGAUCAUCAUGGAUUUGUUGUACCGAUACUCGGGGAACCUGACUGUGGAGGACCCGCCACCACCGUCACCAAAACCGGUCUUUGAGGCGUCGCAAGACGUGCAAUCUGCGUCGAGUUUUAGCCAAAUUUCGGCCGUCUUGAUAGCGUUAAUGAUAUCGCUAACGGCAGGAUUCAUAGGAGUGUGUAUCUACAAACGCCGGAACCAGCAGCAGACCGACUCGAGGAAAGCGCCUAGGCCUUCAAGGGCACGCUACACGGAACUGCGGAGCAUCCCUCGGCGUGCGAAGAGCACGAGAUAAACGUGAGUGAAUGACAGUUGCGUUGUAAUUAAGUCACCAAAUCGUCGCACAUGCUUCCGGAGGAAACUAGUAUUAAGUGCCUACGUUGACACUAAGUAGUACAAGUAAUUAAUUUUAGUUAAUUGAAUUUUGUUAAUCGGUGUCUAGAAUAGUGGCGACUUCUCCAUUCUUGUAUCUUCCUAUGUGAUAUCUAAGUCAUAUCUUUAAGAGCGACGGCGCGGAUUUGGGCACUGGGUGCAAAGACUCGAGUGAUUCAUUUAUUUAUUUGUUCAAACUUUUGUGAUAAUGCAACAUGCCCAGAUCCACACUUUUAAAGAUCAAAGCAGGUUUAGGGUUCGCCUCCAGUGAUCAAACCAUGUAUAGUUUUAUUUAUUUAGUUGAAUAGCGAAACUCAUGACGUACAUUUCUAGACUUACCUCAGUAGACAAAAUCAUCCAAUGCCAAUUUGUGUCUUAAGGAAACUCCAAAUUCUGCAACGCAUAAUGUAUUGAUAUGUGUACAUAGGUGUGCUACAUGUAUUAAAAGCAUUUGCUGUGAUUAAGUCGAGCUAAAAUAUAUUUGAUAAAUAACUGUGUGAAAUAAAAGAUUUGGAAAAA
Messenger RNA from Tribolium castaneum (red flour beetle), 3281 nucleotides. It is a transcript of the gene Treh, whose product is annotated as Trehalase. The record is from RefSeq and is a predicted model, not a curated record. Gene Ontology annotation, biological process: trehalose catabolic process. NCBI's taxonomy places the organism in Eukaryota, Metazoa, Arthropoda, Insecta, Coleoptera, Tenebrionidae. Gene Ontology annotation, molecular function: alpha,alpha-trehalase activity. The transcript has 6 exons. Bases 757 to 2685 code for a protein of 642 amino acids.